CCUGUCUUGUUCAGCUUUUACAGAAACCGUCAUGUCUAUCGACACGGACUCUAAGUCUGACUCCUCUCCGAUCGAACAGGCAAGUGAAGGCCUACUAUCGCUUACAGUCGACUCAAGAGGAUGGAAUGCGGUUCGAGACAUAUGUAGGAAGAGGCUGGAGCCAGGAGACUUCCAAGUUGUCUCUAACCUGAAAUCAAUUGAAGAAUUGAUGAGGUUCGUGGACAGUUUACGUAUAAGAUACCAAGAUACUAGCAAGGCUUUCGAAUUAGCAAGGCUUGAUGCAUGCUUCUACCAACUGCGGACUUUCCAUUCCAGCAUUGAUGUAUUUAUCCACAUCAAGCCGGCCAUAUUGGCGCCGCUGUGGGGCAGCUUAAAACUGUGCAUUGAUCUCAUACAUACCACGGAUCAGGUUCUUCAAUUGAUUGUAGAUAUGUUUGAUGAGAUAAAUCAAACGUUGCCUCGAAUAGCUACGUACAUGGAGGUGUAUAAUGAAGCACCGUCACUACUGGAGCCGGCACAAGAAAUGUAUAUAUUAAUUGCGGAAUUUGCUUGUCAGGUUAUCUGGUUUUUUCGCCGUAAUCCGCUCAAAAACCUUUUAGUCACGACCUGGAAGCCGUUCAAGCCUGAACUCGACAAGACAGUGUCGAAGAUAAGACAAAAGGGUCGUCAGAUCGAGCUCGAAGCUCAAACACUCAGUCGGCAACACGAUGCUGUCCGCUAUGAAGAGCUCAAGCACAUUCUCAGUUCCUUAGAAGUCAAAAAUCGCGUCACGCUACCAUGCCACUAUCUACCUCUGGCACGGAAUCCUACUCUUGUCGGUCGAAAUGAUCUCCUAGAUGCUGCCCAUAAUCACCUAUGCUCCGCUCUUGACGAACAACGUAUUGUUUCUUUCUACGGCUUAGGUGGGGUCGGAAAGACCCAGAUCAGCAUUGAAUAUGUAUAUCGGUACCUGGAUGGCUACUCAGCCGUUUUCUGGCUCUCAGCAGAUUCGGUAGUCAAGAUGAGCCAAGAUGUCCGAGGAGCCCUUGAGAAAUUGGGAGCAAUCAAGUCUAAUGGGCCGGAAAAUGACCAGCAGUGCCAGAACAUAUUCAGUAAUUGGCUCAAAGAUACUGAAGAGAAAUGGCUUAUCGUUUUCGAUAAUGCUGAUGAUCUGAAGGUUCUUCAAGGAUAUUGGCCUACUUCACGUCGUGGUCAUAUCAUCCUUACCAGUAGAGACCCGGCCUCAGCAAGGUUUCCAACAAACAGUAAAGCACUCAGAGGUCUCCAAGUCCUGCCAUUAUCCGACGCCGUAGGAGCAGAUAUGCUUCUCGGUGUACUGUCUCACAAGCAAGACCCUUCUGAUGAAAAUCACCAAGUUCAUACCAUGAACGACAUCGAAAUCGCAAAGGAUCUUGUAGCGCAGCUUGGGGGCCUCCCUUUAGCAAUCAUACAGAUUGCUAAUUACAUCUUGGAAGCAGAAUGCGAACUUGACGAGUUUAGCGAAAUAUUCUCCGACUUCCGCAAUCGCAGCUCGCUUUUAGAUGAGGAUGCCAGCAAUACAAACAUGUCUUACCCUCAUUCUCUUGGUACAGUUUGGGAUAUCUCGAUGACUAGGAUCGAAAAGUCAAACAAGAACUCUUUUCACAUGAUACAGAUAAUGUCGUUCUUUGAUCCGGAUGGUAUACCCGAAACUCUUCUCGAUAAUUCUGAUGUGCAGCGACCCGGCGAUGCGUUACCGGCCUUAAAGUAUCUCCAGAGCAAGUUGCUGUUCCUCAACGCAACUCGUCCUCUCUUGCAGCAGUCUAUGAUCAAUAAGAACAAAGUGCAGCGAUCACUAGUGAUGCAUCGCUUAGUGGGUGCAAUCACACACAAGAAUAUCACACACGCCGAUAGACAGACGAGAUUUGAUGAAGCAUUAGAACUUCUUUAUCGAGUAUACCCCCAGUUAACAUUACAAAAGGCAUCUUUGAACGAACAAUGGCCUCGUUGUCGUCUAUAUGUGCCACAAGUCCUGGCUCUGGAAAGAUCAUAUAGAGAAUCUCAGGAACCCCUAAAACCCAGGGCAAAAUUUGCUACAGUUCUAUCAAAUGCGGCAUGGUUUCUUUACGAGAACGGUUUGCCCGGUCAGGCAAUGCAAAUACUUCCAACCGCAAAGGCAGUGGCAGAAGCUACUCUGAAAGGUAACGAAUUUGCUGCAGUUACCAUAUACAGGACAUAUGGUGGUAUCCAUAUUGACGCAAACAAACCACAAAUAUCUUUAGAGAUGUGGACUCGCCAAAUGAACAUAAUGAAGGAAAUAGGCUCCGAGCUUUCGGUUGCUCAUGGCUUGAGCAACAUGGCCUUGGCAGAACUUGCCAUUGGUAAUUACGAUGACUCCAGACGUGAGCUAAACAAGGCCACCGAGAUUCGCUCUAAAUAUCCUGGACAGGCGGAAAGCUACAAAGCCUUGACGCUGGAUGUCGAAGGCAUGCUAGAUAAUGCUCAAGGAAAGUAUCAGUCUGCCAUCAACAACCUUUCAGCUGCCAUCAAGCUGUAUGAUGAGGAGCUAGGAGUGGGGAACUACUUGACUGCGUUGUAAGUGCUAACUCCAGUAAGUAUCGUGAAAAGCUCUAAUAAAACAGCGCCAACCACACUCUGGGCAACGUGUAUGAGCGAAUGGGCCACUUGGAAGAAGCAUUUCGGCUCCAUUCUUUAUCUUUAUCUGUCCGAGAGGAUAUCCUUGGCGAGACUUAUCGAACUGCAGGAUCAUUACACAAGGUCGCAUGGCAUCUUCAUAUGCGAGAUGACCAUGUUGGCGCGGAGUAUGUUUUACACCACAUCCGAUAAAGCUCCGUGACCUUCACAUCUAAACUCUCAUAGGAGGCUGCUUUACAAAGCGUUGAAGAUAUACGCGUCGGCUUACGAAGGUAAAGGUGGUAUUGGUAGAUCAAGCUAUCUGAUGAGUUUAGUUUUAGCUCAGCUUGGGAAGGAGGAGGAUGCCAUAAACACG
Pseudovirgaria hyperparasitica is the source of this 2968-nucleotide messenger RNA. RefSeq lists its product as uncharacterized. The transcript is spliced from 6 exons. Bases 32 to 2557 code for a protein of 841 amino acids. Gene Ontology annotation, molecular function: protein binding; ADP binding. The record is from RefSeq and is a predicted model, not a curated record. NCBI's taxonomy places the organism in Eukaryota, Fungi, Ascomycota, Dothideomycetes, Acrospermales, Acrospermaceae.